Messenger RNA from Amphibalanus amphitrite, 2293 nucleotides. RefSeq lists its product as uncharacterized. Bases 448 to 1674 code for a protein of 408 amino acids. The transcript is spliced from 2 exons. The record is from RefSeq and is a predicted model, not a curated record. Lineage: Eukaryota; Metazoa; Arthropoda; Thecostraca; Balanomorpha; Balanidae.
GCAUUCGGCCUCUGCUAUCGAAGACCUAGCACUUUACGGGACACAGACCCCCUGAUUCAUUUGAAGAGCUGAUAGGAUCGAUAGCAGCUGGGUGAGGUCUGACUGGGAUACUGAAAGGACCCCCACAUUUACUUACAUACGCUUCAAAUAGCUUUGGUAUCCGGCAUUUUAUCGCACAAGGACGGGUCCGGCUGAGCUCUGGCUCUAUCUGGGCUCGGAAUCUGUGGCCGAUAGUGCCCGAGGUGCGCCCGGCAUCCCAGUCGGGCUUGUCAUCGGCGCGCCUCGUGAGACCCGCCCAAGCGGACUGUCCGGCGAACACCGGUCAACACUCGGCCAGGCAGUCCUCCGGCGGCUUCUCGAAGUCGAGGGCGGACCUUGCUACCUCCCUAACCUUCAGACCGGUGUGGCAGCGAAGGACACAGCGUACGUCAGCAGUAGCACACAUCAAUGUGGCAAAGGGCCGGAGUCAUGUCUGAAACAAGCUCUAUGUACUACAACAGUAGUGCCCUCAGCUCCAGCGAGGGCCAUUACUCCGAGGUAUACGAAAGCGGAGUUCAGGUUCAUAACUACAGCAAUGUCGUUGGAAGCGGCACGUCCCCCUUCCAUCUUGAGGGAUCUAUUGAGGCAUCUCUCCAGCUCAGUCAUAGCAGGAGUACUCAGGACCUCCGGUACAUCAGAAGAGCGGGCGGAAAACCGAGCACGAUGUCAAGGAUGUCAUCACCUCCUUCGUCAUUUGGCAGCGAGGCCGACUCGGCCGACACUCGGCAAACCGCCGACAGCUCACCGAGAAAGUGGCAUCAGAAAAUAUAUUCGGCGACUAUGUGGGUGCGGAAGAAGGUAAAAAGACCAACGAUAACUUUGUCUAGUUCCGAAUCAGGCAUCAGAGAUUCAACCAGCCAGGGACGAGCCAGCCAGAAGAGAGAGAAAUUCGUGAUACAGCACCAGCCACUUCGUCAACAUUACGGGUCGACCCUGUCUUUAUCUGCCCAACAGACUUACGACGAGCCAGUCUAUGCGUCUGUGCGGCCUCGCCGGGGGAUGAGGAGCGCGCUGAGCGGCUCCAGUCUAUUCGACCUCUCCAGCGAGGAGAGGCCCCCGCCCGUCCCGGACCGCUCGAGCAGACCUCCGGCUCCGGGCGGGCCUCCGGCUCCGGGCGGGGACUCGGCGCUGCGGCCGCUGCCGACCGUCUGUGCCGAGUUCUCCGCCGAGAGUGAGUGCGAGUGGGAGGACUGUCCGCACCUGCACCUGUGCCCCCGGUGGCUGGUGGGCCGGUGUCCGGUGCUGCGCCGCUGUCCGCUGCCGCACUCGCUGCGCACGGCGCACAACCUGACCGUGCUGCGCGCCGCCGGCUGGCAGCAGGACGAGCGCCACCAGCUCAGACGCUGGCUCUUCUUUCAGGCCCGCUGCGAGCGGCUGGAGGCGGCCGGCCUGCCGCCACUCUGUGUCAGCCACGCGCGCGGCGCCUGCGGAGCGCAGCCGUGCGACGCACUGCACAUGUGUCCAGAGUUCCUGACCGACGUGUGUGCGGCGAGGCGCUGUACGCGGGGCCACGACCUCGUCGGGGACGACAACAACCGUCUUGUCCUGGCCCAGCAUGGACACGAUAAUAUGCCGGUCAGGGAUCUUUUGACCAGCAUCAGGGAAUCCAUGACAAAGCCACCUCGCCUGCUCUGAUGUGGGCAGACAGCCGUAGACUCAUCCAUCAUUGUAGCAUGCAUCGUUGUAACGCAUCGUUGUUUUACAAGGAUUACGAUGUUAGCUUCGACCGUGGAAUACCACAACCCUCCAGCUACUAAAUACUACGACGUAACGACCUUGAUGCGAAUGUCGAAAAUUCGAAACGAAAAUGACAAACGACUAGUAGCCGAAAAAAACGAAGCUUGAAUUGAAUAGAAAUUUCGUACAUUAUCAUAUUCCCCGACGUUAGUCGCCGCAUAGCGUGCCACCGGAAGGGCAUUAUCCCCUCCCAUGUGUAUUGUGCAUAUUCUGCUUUCAUCAAGUACCUUGAUUAUUAAGUGUUAUUUGCAACUGCUGCAUAAAGCACCAUACAAUGCAAUGUGAGCCGUGCCAUCCAUGCAUUUCCAAAUGAAUACACAAUACACAUGCUAACGCUGAAUAGGCCAUCUGACAUCGCACAGUCUACGCUUGUAUGUUGCUAGUUUACUAUGGUGAUGCAAAUAAGUGGUUGGCCUUACAUUUGAGCAGUGAGCACUACAUAUUUAAUUCGCCCUCGCAUGGCCUAGUAUUGCCCCAGACAAAAAUAAACUUACUUCGCAUUUUGUUUAGUUUUUAA